This is a messenger RNA of Electrophorus electricus (electric eel), 2228 nucleotides long. The record is from RefSeq and is a predicted model, not a curated record. Lineage: Eukaryota; Metazoa; Chordata; Actinopteri; Gymnotiformes; Gymnotidae.
CUGCUCGUAGCGAAAUACUUGGCUUGGCUCUUCAAUCCGUAUUUUUGAAUUUUACAUUUACAUUUACGGCAUUUAGCAGACGCUCUUAUCCAGAGCGACUUACAAAAGUGAAUAAAACAACCUUUGGACAAUCAAGCACGGUCUACAUCCUUCCUAAAUGGGGAACUGCGAAAUUUGGAAAUAACUUAUCUGACUGUAUUCCGAAAACGAAACUACUAGCUGAGAGCAAAAAACGGAAAACUGUGCUGCGCUGGAAGACUAAGCUAUGGCAAAGUCUCAGGAAAACAGGAGAAGACUCCGUGAACAUAUAAUCGACUACCUGGAUGAUGAGGGAAACAAAAUACCCAAACAAACGUACCUAACAAGGAAUCCUGAAAAACUCAUCGCAGAUUCCAAGCAAGGAGAGAAUGCAAUUGUUACAAAUCUCCUACUAUAUACACACCGCACGGACGCCUGGCACAACGCGAUCUGUGUGUACUAUGUGAAUAGCACCCAGAAUCCUUUAGAAAAGGGAAGACAGAUCAAGGUAAAUGUCCAGGCAGGGACCCUGACUGUAAAUGUUUAUAAUAGUGGAAUGGUCAUGUUUCAAGGCGCCGAGUCCGUUCUGGUCUCAGUUCUGGACAGCUUUGAUCAAAUACUCCAAGUGGUUGAAAGACCAUAUGAGUUUGGUGGAUUAAGUCAACACUCAUCUGAGGAGCAUCAACCUGAGAGAGAGCAGUCCCAACCCACAGAGAGAGAGCAGUUUCAACCCACAGAGAGAGAGCAGUCUCAACCCGCAGAAAGAGCGCAGUCUCAACCCGCAGAGAGAGAGCAGUCUCAACUCGCAGAAAGAGGGCAGUCUCAACCCGCAGAGAAGCAGUCUCAACCCACAGGAGAGAGCAGUCUCAACCUGGAGAGAGAGAGCAGUCUCAACCCACAGAGAGAGAGCAGUCUCAACCCACAGAGAGAGAGCAGUCUCAACCCACAGAGAGAGAACUGGCCAUUCCGGCAGAUAGACAAUCACCACAAUUUACAGAGACACAACCAUCUCAACCUGCUGAGAGACAAUCUCUACAACCUGCAGAGAGACAAUCUCUACAACCUGCAGAGAGACAAUCACUACAACCUGCAGAGACACAGUCACUACAACCUGCAGAGAGACAUUUACUACAACCUGCAGAGAGACUAUCACUUCAACCUGCAGAGAGACUAUCUCCCUAACCAUCCGCUAGCCAGUCACUCCAUUCUACAAAGAGACAACCUCUGUAACCUACAGUAAACCAUCAGAACACAUCAGUAAUCCGAUUAACACGUAAUCAGACCUGAAAUGUAAUCAGACCUGUGAAAACUCUGAGUGUACCUGGGUCUGACAGUCUAUAUGAGUGGGGCAGUAAUCUGAUCUGCCAGACUCAGAAACUUAAAACUUCCUGUCACAUCCUUUUUUAAAAGCAUCGAGUCAUUUUACUUGCAAAUAUGGCCAGCACGGUUGCUAUGGUUUCACACUGCCUUCUUAGAAAUUUGUUUUAUUUUUCUAUGGGUUGGCUGUUAAAAAUGACCCUGGCAGUUCCUGUACAGCUCCGUCUACCCGGGUUCGCGAGAGGACAGUCUGAAAAUCAGACAUUUGUGACACAUCCAAUGAAAAACCCGGUUACUGAGCAAAAAUCCACCUCUCUUUAUCAGAUGUCAAGAAAUACUAUUAUUGCCUAAUCUGAUAUAAUAAAUUAGAGUUUGCUGUUUACGUGAGCACUUGAAUAAAGAUAAACUGCAGAAAUAUGGACAAUAAUCAGAGUAUUGAUCAUUCACUGUCUCAGUGCAUUGCUCACAGCCCUGUUGGGACCCCCCCCCCCACCUAGUUCUAACACUGAAUUCACGUCAGUGCAAACUGUAACAAAACUUCAAAAUAAAGGUCUAAAUUGGGAAUAGUCUUAAACGAAAACACUGAAGCAGAGACCAUACUGACUAUCUGAGUAUACAGACCAAGCAGGUCGGCAUAUUUAUCCUUCCUGGUGUUUAAUCCUUAUGAAUGGCUACGUUAUUGUAACAUGCAUGAUCAUUGUGAACGAGAUUCUGAGGGCGGUCACGUGCAGGCCGAGGGGGUCACGCGCAGGCAGAUGCGGUCACGCGCAGGCCGAGGGGUCACGCGCAGGCCAAGGGGGUCACGCGCAGGCAGAGGCGGUCACGCGCAGGCCAAGGCGGUCAUGUGCAUAAUAAUCUGUUUUAUAUUGUUACUUUAUAUUAGUUUCUGUAAA